AAGAAGAUUUUGAAAAAGAUCUGGACUUGAUGUGUAGUAAUGCAAAGGUUUAUAAUAUAGAAGGUUCACAAGUACACAACGAUGCCAUAACUAUACAAAAAUUCGCACGUAAAUUGUUAAGAGGAGAUAAGGAGCAGGAUAAGUCUGUUAAUGGUUCAACAAAUCUUGAAAAAAUUGAGCACAAUGGAGAAAUUUAUCAUGUUGGCGAUUUUGUUCAUAUAUUUAAUGAAGUUGAUCCAGGUUUGCCUAACAUUGCUCACAUUCAGAAAAUCUGGGAGAAUAAAGAAGGUGAUAAAUUUUCUCAUGUGUGUUGGUAUUAUCGUCCCGAACAAACCAAACACCAGGCUACUCACAAAUUUUAUGAAAAUGAAGUAUUCAAAACAAGCGGAUUUCUCGAUAUUUCUUUCAACGAUGUCGUCGAAAAGUGUUACGUUUUGCAACACAAGGAUUAUAUUGCAGGAAGACCAGAAGGUAGUGAUGGUAUGUCGGUAUAUCUUUGUAAAUCUCGUUAUAGUGAACAACAAACGAAUUUCAUCAAAAUAAAAAAGUGGCCGGGGAAGAAAAUAAAUCUUGUUAGAUAUGAUAAACCAUUGGUUCUAAAAAAAGUUGAGAGUGCAUUGGCGGCGAAUUUUAGAAA
Messenger RNA from Funneliformis mosseae, 637 nucleotides. The record is from the annotation of a GenBank genome assembly. Lineage: Eukaryota; Fungi; Glomeromycota; Glomeromycetes; Glomerales; Glomeraceae.